UAAUAGCAAUCUUGAAUUAGCUCAGGUGUAACCAGUCACCUUCAAAAUCACACAUCAAGUAAGUGGCCUCCUCCUGUUCUAGUCUAUGUUUCUUGCCUUUAAAAAAUGCAUUUAUAGAACUUAACCCUGAGCCUUUAAAACCAAGUAAAACGUGGCAGUCUUUCAAAGCUGUUUGCUGUCACGAAAGCCAUCUUGAUAAAGCCUGCUAAAGCUGCCUGAACCUUAACGGUUCAGUUCAGCACCAUUUACUUCACGAGUGCGGCGAGCAUAGUCUUGAUAAUAAAUUAUUAUUAUCACUAUUUAACAAUAAAGAUAUCGUUCCUCACAAUUCCAUGUGUAGGUAAUUGAACCCACUUUUGCGAAUUAUAAAAUGAUUUGGUGUACACGCCACAGCGCUUCCAAACUGAGGAAUGUUUUGAUUCAUUCCAGAAAAUGUUGAAGGAGAAUUUGUCUGUCAACUACACUGUGGCACGCAAAACUGCAGCCUUUCAGCAACGAAAAACAAUAUCGUGACAAGCAGUCUUGAGAGGUCAAAUCCAAGCCUGUCUGUGCUUUUGUAAAUGUAAAGCUGUGAACAGUUUCUGCCAAAACUAUAGAGCGUAAGGAAGCUCAUGUGAUGCCUGUAAAUGAGUAGCACUAUUAGUAAGUUUCCAUUUCAAGGACUCAUCUACAACAUAAACAUGUAUUGUUAGACACAACACACGUGGCAGCUAGUUUUAAACCUCAAUAAUCAAAAUAAUGAUCACUUAACCCAGUCAUUGGGUAAGUGGUAAAGGAAUUUAUUUUCUAAGUAUACAAUACGUGUUUAAUGCAGUAUUUGUGUAAUUUGCCUGAAGAGAAGUCGUCGUUGUUGUUGUGGGUCGGUUGUACUUUAUCUCUACUCAUACAGCAAGUGUGUUUGUAUGCCUAGCACAGCAUUGAUUUAGCCUAGCAACACUAUCCCUUUUACCACAGUAACUUCCUUCUCUGCACAGGCAGGCUGGCUGAUUUUAGGGAAAUAAGCCAUGUGAUGCAUCCGCCUCCAUUUUGCAACAACACGAGAAUCGUGACGUUAAAGAUUUGAAACCACAGUAUACGUUAAUGCAAAAGAAAUGUCUAAUAUAAUCCGUGCCCAAAAUAUGCAGAAUUAAUACAUGACAAAAAUAAGUAAAUGCAAAAGUCCCCAAAUCAAUGUAUUUUGUUUCCUGAUCUCUAGGGAAAUUCCUGCUUAUUUUAUUUAUUUAUUUAUUUAUCCAUUUAAAAAGGAGCAUGUAUUUUUCAUCUAAAUUGCAUGGCUAUUGUUCAUAUUGUUUUGACCCACUCCAUUAGUCAUCCCUGCUCUCUUAUGCUACAGGAAUGCGUGCAACUUAGAAAAUAACAAGAACAUUCUGUCUGCACAACCAGGAAACUCGGUGGAUAAUUCUUCACUCAGAUAUCUCACUGUGUAGGAACGCAUUUAAUAUACAACCAAAAAUACUUGCACAUACAUCUGGGAACAAGAACAAUGAGCUUAUCCAUCCCUUCCCAGCACACCAUUUCUCUUCGCUGAAGAGAGCUCUUAAACUGGCCUCAUAGCGCAUGCUUUUCUAUAUCUUCGAGUGCAGUAAUGUUGGCAAAGCUACCCCCAGAGACAUGAAAAGUACCACGAUGUGAGCAGAGCAUGGACAAGCAUUAUAGGAGGCUCUGUAUGAGAGAGCUUCUUCUGAGAUAACUCACUUCAGUCUGUAUGAGUUAUAUAAACUGCGUAGCAGCUACCCUGAACCCCGAACUUGUGGGACCGCAAUCUAGAAUACAGACAAACGCUACCACCGCUCAAAAACACGAGAAGAUGUCACAAUCCAUGGACAAUGAGGACCGAGGAGGCAGGGACAACGACCGCGGUGCCCGUCCCAAAGUGAGACAGAGCCGUUCAGAGGAAAGGAGGGAGAGCGGCAGCCGGAGAAGAGGAAAAAAGAAGUGCCGGCUGCCUCAGGCACCGACAGUGAGCCAAACUUUUGAAUAUAUGGAAGAUUUAAACGCAGAUUCGCCUGGGACCAAAGGGUCAUCCGCUCCGGAGAGGCAAAAAAGGCUCGGGCAGGAAAGCGCCACCACCCUUCAGGAGCUGGAAUCGGACAGUUCUGUGGUGGUGGAGGAAGAGGAUGGAGGUGGUAGCAAGUUGCCCAGCGGGCGAUCCUUGCGGCAGAAGAUUCAGGAUGCCGUGGGGCAAUGCUUUCCCAUCAAGAGCCAGAAUGCUCAGUCACCCACUUUGCUCACCUCUCGGAGGAAGAUCCACCUUAGCGAACUCAUGCUUGAUGAGUGCCCCUUCCCGGCUGGCUCUGACUUAGCCCAGAAGUGGAACCUCAUCAAGGAGCACACAACACCAAUUUCUCAGCCUGCUUUACUGGGAACUCUGGGCAGCAGUGGUGGAAAUGAAACAGUAGCAGUUAGUGGGGAUGACACUAGCUCUGGGAGUGCCAGUGGUUGUUCUUCGGUUAUAGUGGAAGACGAGGAUGACCGAUUGAGGGAGAGGAGGCGAAUCAGUAUUGAGCAAGGAGUGGAUCCGCCACCCAAUGCCCAAAUCCACACAUUUGAGGUGACUGCCCAGAUCAACCCCCUUUACAAGCUGGGACCAAAGCUGGCACACGGGAUGAACGAGCUGGCAGGAGACGAACGGGCCACUUUACAGCAGCUACGGCUGCAGCAGGAAGAGCAAAAUUCCUUGGACACCUUGGAAGAAGUAAUGCAGAUGGCCUCUUCUAACACUGCUGCUCCUCCUCCUUCUUCAUCUUUUUCUACGUUUUCUCCUUCUGCAGUCGUAGUCGCUCCGGCUGCCCUACCAACUUUACCACCAGCUGCCCAUCCGCUCUUCAAGUUCCAGGAGAGCUACCGGGUCCACACCCAGAUUGAUUACAUCCAUUGUCUGGUUCCAGAUCUUCUCCAGAUCACCAACCUCCCCUGCUACUGGGGCGUGAUGGACCGCUACGAGGCUGAAGCCCUUCUAGAAGGCAAACCAGAAGGUUCCUUCCUGCUCCGUGACUCGGCCCAGGAAGAUUACCUUUUCUCGGUCAGCUUCCGUCGUUACGGUCGGUCCCUGCACGCCCGUAUCGAGCAGUGGAACCACAAUUUCAGCUUUGACGUUCAUGACCCCAGCGUUUUCCACGCUACCACUGUCACGGGUCUACUGGAGCACUACAAAGACCCCAAUUCUUGCAUGUUCUUCGAACCUCUUCUCUCCAACCCAACCCACCGCUCCACUCCUUUCAGUCUUCAGCACAUCUGUCGCGCGGUCAUUGCCAGCUGUGCCACCUAUGAUGGCAUCGACUUCCUCCCCAUCCCUAGCUCGCUCAAGGAGUAUCUUAAAGAAUACCAUUAUAAGCAGAAGGUGCGCGUUAGGAGGGUAGAUACAUGGUGGGAGAGGGUAUAAUGUUUACUCCUUCUCUUAGUUCUGGCUUACUACAGACUACAGCUCUGGCCAAAAGUUUGUAUCACUUAGAAUUUUAGGAUUGAAACAGUUGGCUUGUAAAGAUCACCGAGGCAGCAAUAUGGAUUACUAAAUUGCACUGGUCUAAUUUGACACAUUAGACUUGGGACAAUAUUGAAAAUCUCUGAAAUGAUUGUGGGAUUAAAAAAAAAAAAGAAAGCACGAUUUUAUACAAAUCUAAAAUACAGCAGUCCCUCGCUAAACCAAGGACAGCUUACCUGGGAUAAUAAAGGGUCCGGUUUAAAAUAAAAACACAUGCACCUUUAUACUGCUUAUUUUAAAUGCAUUGCCCUUUUCGUAAAAAUACGAUGUUGUGUUAUUUGUACACAUUACAUUAAGAUUGACUGUACAGUGUACACUAUACAAAUAGUAAAAUCAAAUGAAUACCCAAUGCAUUUUUCUUUUUACUGUAGCCCACAGGUAGGGCCCUGCCAAAUUCACAGUCUGUUUUUGUAAAUUUCACGGUCAUAACAUUUUUUUAAAAUCUUAAAUUUCACGGUUUCAGCUGUUGUUUUUAAAUCUGAAAUAAACACAGAGAC
Messenger RNA from Polyodon spathula (Mississippi paddlefish), 3978 nucleotides. RefSeq names its product suppressor of cytokine signaling 5-like. Gene Ontology annotation, molecular function: 1-phosphatidylinositol-3-kinase regulator activity. The transcript has 3 exons. Gene Ontology annotation, cellular component: phosphatidylinositol 3-kinase complex. Gene Ontology annotation, biological process: phosphatidylinositol phosphate biosynthetic process; intracellular signal transduction. The record is from RefSeq and is a predicted model, not a curated record. Lineage: Eukaryota; Metazoa; Chordata; Actinopteri; Acipenseriformes; Polyodontidae. The coding region runs from base 1706 to 3382 and encodes 558 amino acids.